Molecule: messenger RNA, 7405 nt
Organism: Diabrotica virgifera virgifera (western corn rootworm)
Lineage: Eukaryota; Metazoa; Arthropoda; Insecta; Coleoptera; Chrysomelidae
Gene: FER
Product: tyrosine-protein kinase Fer
Exons: 14
Coding region: 307-2856 (849 amino acids)
Biological process (GO): peptidyl-tyrosine phosphorylation
Molecular function (GO): non-membrane spanning protein tyrosine kinase activity; ATP binding
Source: RefSeq, a predicted model, not a curated record
UGCGCGGGUGAUAAAUGAUUUUUCAAUUUGGGAAUCUUUAGUUAAUUCGAAGACUGUUUACACAAGAGCUAGAAGCUAGCAGUGAUGUAUGUGCAUUUAAAAGAGCAACAAAAACAGCUGUUGUAGUGUAUUCUAAUAGGUGUUUAUAAAUAUAUGGAGAAGCGAAGUUUUACCGUUCUUGUUUUGGAAUUACCGCCGUGCUAGAGAGCAGUUGACACGAUUUAUCGAGCUCUUGUAACGACAUACGAAUAAUAAAGUGAUGGUGAAUGUGUUUGGUGUUGACCUGAUGUUGUAAACGGCCUAAUUAUGGGGUUUUCGACCAAUUUACAGGGCAAGAUCGCGCACGAAGCGCUCUUGUCUAGACAAGAGGCCGAAUUGAGACUUUUGGAUUCUAUGAAACGGUGCAUUGUGUCCAAAGUGAAAUGUGAUAGGGAUUAUGCGGUAGCGCUGAGUUCAGUGGCCACGCAAGGGUUGAAAUUUGACAGGAGCGAUGAACUUUCUGGAAGCCUCAUAGCCAACUCUUGGAGGAACAUGAUGGACGAAAUGGAUAGUACCGCUAAAGUAAUACGCCAAAACGCAGAUAGCAUCGAGACCAAAUGCCUAGAUACUCUCAAUACCUUGUAUGCCGAAAAACGAAAAGCUAGAAAACUAUACCAAGAAGAACAUGCUAGGAUUUUACAACAAUUUACACAUUUAUCUGAUGAAGUUAAUCGAAAAAAGACCGAAUACCAGAAAUAUCUAGAGUUAUACAAACAAAUGAGGUGCAAGUUUGAAGAACACUAUAUUAAAUCUGGUCGUGGAGGGAGAAAAUUGGACGAUGUCAGAGACAAAUAUCAAAAAGCCUGCAGAAAACUACAUUUAACCCAUAACGAAUACGUUCUCCUGCUUUGCGAAGCCGUCGAAUUUGAAAAAGACUUUAGGACUGUGUUACUACCAGGACUCUUGGAAUAUCAGCAGUCGCUUCAAGAAUCAUAUAUUUCCACAUGGAAACAGAUUUUACAUGACGUUGCCACAAAUUCGGAUUUAACUUCUGAGAAGUUCAAAGAAAUUCAAAGAAAAAUAGAAAAUAGUAUUGAAAGUCUUAAGCCUUCCGAGGAAUAUAAGGAUUUCACCGAAAAACACAAAACAACGCCUCAAGAACCAGUAAAAUUUAUAUUUGACGAAAGCCUUGUUGAAGAUUCGGCUGGAAAACUAUUACCCAAUCAACUUACAGUCGAUAAUUUAACCGUAGAAUGGCUGAGAACUAAACUAAGCGAUUUGGAAACGAAUAUUAAGGAAAUUCAAGAAAAACGCACGUCCAUCACAAGUACUGAUAGUUUGGUGAAUGGGAAAACGACUAGCAACGAAGCUAGUAAUAGGCUCUCUACUAUAAAUAUAGAUACUUCCAAAAAGGAAAUAAACGAAUUAAAAUGCCAAGAGAGGAAGAUGCUCAAACAAACCGAACUGAUAAGAAGUGCCUUAAAUGAAUUGGGUUGCGAGGAAGCUCCAGCCGCUUGUGAUCUCUCCAUAGAUAGUCAAAAUUCGUUCAAUGGUACUACAGAAGAGGGUAAUGGUUCUCAGAGUACGCUUUCUAAACGUAGUAGGUUCGAGCCUCAGAAGAUAGUUAAAAUGUUACGCAAACCCUUUAGACGAAAAUCAGAUCCUUCGUCUCCCGUUCCUCCUCCACGCAGGAGGAAAGAUUCUGCUACUUGUAGCGAAGGGGGAGAGUCCAGCGUUCAUCUUACCACAAACAAAUCGCUAGUGGAGGAAGAAUGGUUCCACGGUGUGCUUCCCAGAGAAGAAGUAGUGAGGCUGCUAAGCGUAGACGGUGAUUUCUUAGUUAGAGAAACGACGAGGAACGACGAAAGUCAGACUGUUCUUUCGGUUUGUUGGGGAGGACAUAAACAUUUUAUAGUACAAACCACCGCCGAGGGCCAUUUUAGGUUUGAAGGACCGGCAUUUCCUAGUAUUAGAGAACUUAUUUUGUAUCAGUAUAAUAGCGAAUUACCAGUAACAAGUAGAUCUGGUGCCAUUUUACGUAAUCCUGUACCACGUGAAACGUGGGAACUUAAUAAUGACAAUGUAGUUCUACUAGAUAAAAUAGGAAAGGGUAAUUUUGGAGAUGUAUACAAAGCGCAGCUAAAAAAUAACAACUCCAUAGUCGCCGUCAAAACUUGCAGAGUGACGUUGCCAGAAGAACACAAGAAAAAGUUCUUGCAAGAAGGCAGAAUUUUGAAGCAAUACGAUCAUCCAAAUAUUGUAAAAUUGAUUGGUAUUUGUGUGCAGAAACAACCCAUAAUGAUUGUUAUGGAGUUAGUUCCAGGUGGAUCUCUACUUACCUUCUUACGUAAAAAGGCAACUCUUCUUGUUGAAGGUCAACUUAUGAAAAUGUGCCUUGAUACAGCAAGUGGAAUGAGGUAUUUAGAAUCCAAAAAUUGUAUACACAGAGAUCUGGCAGCUCGUAAUUGCUUAGUAGGUUAUAAUAAUGUAGUAAAAAUAUCAGACUUUGGAAUGUCCAGAGAAGAAGAAGAAUACAUAGUUUCAGACGGUAUGAAGCAAAUACCCAUCAAAUGGACUGCUCCCGAGGCUCUUAACUUUGGAAAAUAUACUUCUUUGUGCGACAUUUGGAGUUAUGGCGUCUUAUGCUGGGAAAUAUUCUCUAAAGGAGGAACGCCAUAUAGUGGGAUGAGCAAUUCCAAAGCUCGAGAAAAAAUUGAUAGUGGUUACAGAAUGCCAGCUCCAGACAAUACUCCGGACGAAAUGUAUCGACUGAUGUUACGGUGUUGGGAAUACAAACCUGAAAAUAGACCAAACUUUGAACAAGUUUAUAGUGUAGUUGAAACAUUGUGUGCUGCCUACCGAGUGACAUUUUGUUGAUAAAGAUCUUAAUAAUACUUCCAAGAAAACACAAAACCUUCCAUAUGGGAGAUUUCUAGUAAACAAGCAAUCAAACAAUAGUUAAAGAAUUGUUAAUAUUAAGCCAUCUAAAAACUAAACUAAUUAAAUUCAAAUAAAACUCAGAUGAAAGUUAUGAAUGAUCCCUUAAGAGGAAACAGUAGCGAUCAACAGGUAGCGAAAACGCGUUCCAAGAUUGCGGCUGUAAUUUUGAAUAUUUUUUCGAGAUAUUUGGCACACGUAUUCGUAAUAUAAUAAAGAAUGGCGGUACAGAGCCCAAUUUGAAAAAUAUAUUAAUAUGUGGAAAUUACUCUGUAAUUAAAUACAAUAUUAAAAAACGAGCCUGUACCGCCAUUAAGAAGAACAAAUAAAUACACUUUCUUCAAAUAAACUUUUUUAUCCGAUGCCUAGAUUUUGUGUCAUUUUGGAACUACUAAAAUUUUUUAUUUCAUUAGUAGUUCCAAAAUGACACAAAAUCUAGGCAUCGGAUAAAAAAGUUUAUUUGAAGAAAGUGUAUUUUUUUGUUCUUCUUGAUGGCGGUACAGGCUCGUUUUUUUAAUAUUGUAUUUAAUUACAGAGUAAUUUCCACAUAUUAAUAUAUUUUUCAAAUUAUGCUCUGUACCGCCAUUCUUUAUUAUAUUACGAAUACGUGUGCCAAAUAUCUCGAAAAAAUAUUCAAAAUUACAGCUGCAAUCUUGGAACGCGUUUUGGCUACCUGUUGAUCGCUACUGUAUCACCUUAAUAUUUUUUAUAUUCUUGUGUUCAUUAUUGUUUGUCUUGUAUCUUAUGUUUGUUAGUGAUCAAUCUGUUCUUCUGUAGUUGUAGGUAAAUCAAUUUAAUGAAGUCUCUUAUUUCGAGAACCCAGUACCUCCCUUGGUUCUGUAGUUAAAAAUAUUCAGAAAAGUAGCUAUGGUGCAAAAUCAGGUGUAAGGUAACCUAUAUUAUUGCUAUAUUUUUCAGUGCGUAACAGUUUUUCGAUUUCUCUCUAACGCAUUAAAUUGUAUGUGACAGAAAAAAACGCACGUCGCUGAUUACAGACAUUUAUAACAUUUAUUCUAGUUAUUCUAGUUGUCGAUAGAUGGCGCCAUAAUCAAAAAAGAAUUAUUUAUUAAAUAAAAUAAUAAUAUCAAUAUAAUCUGUACAAUUUAUAAGACUAUACAAAUCAAAGAAAAUACUUUACUUAAUCAGUAGGCCCAUUUGUACCUUUCGGUGUUAAGCAUUAAAGAAAAUACCAUUUUAUAAAUGCAAUAGACACAAUUGAUUUGUUUUUAUUGCAAAUUGAAAAUAAAAUGUGACAACUGUCAGAUUUAACUAAAAUGUCAUGUUAGAAUAAAUGUCAUGAAUGUGUAUUAUCACGGACUUACCUUUUUUUCUAUAAUUUGUGACGCACUGAAAAAUGGUCAUGAAAAGGAGAAUAGCUAUAACUUAUAGUUAUAGAACAAAAAACAGCUGUCAUGUGAGCAUGCAAAAGGUAUUGCAAAUAUAAUAUAGUGAUGAGUGCGGUAACAACCGGCAAAAUAACGGACAACAUAAUACGUUGUAUAAUAAAAAGAGAUGAAACUAAAAGAGGUGGGAAAUUAUCAAUAAAAACCUGUAAAUUUACAUUAUAUUGAUAGUUUCCCACCUUUAGACACCGGAGUCAAACUGUCACAUAUAAAAUUCUCCUGUCUCAGUGACAGUUGUCAAACUCCUCCGAUAAGUCUUAAGGUCUUGAUUUAACAAAAGAAUAUCUACGGUUUAGUCUGGAAUAAGCUGGUGUCUGAUCGGGUUAAGGGGGAGCAGUCCACCAAGUGAUAAGGGCUUGUGGGUCAGUGAUAUUCCAAUUGUUAAAAAUCCAUGAUUUGUCCUGUACCACCAACCAAUGCGAAGUGGGUAUAGAAUGUAGGAAAUAUUGAAACAAGGAAUCAUAAAAAAUAUUGCGUAAAACCGUACUUGAAUAUUUAUCAAACAACGGUAGAACAUUAAUAGAAUUGACAUUUUUAACAUAAUUAUACUGGGUUGGGAUAAAGUAUGGAACCAAGCAAAUAUCUUUGAAACGAAAAGAACAAUAUUUAUGAAACUGUGCAUUCAAGUACAGUGACGCAAAAGGCAUCUGUUGCCAUAUUUUUUGUUACUACUUCACUUCCGGUUUCACCGGAAAUACGCUUAUUUAAUUUAAAUUAUAAAGUUAUUUAAUUUAAAUGGGACAUUGGGUAUAUUUUUCCGGAUUUUAAAAGAAAUUGUUAUUUUUAAUUCAUACAUACCAAAUUUAGCAGAAAAAAUUUGUUAAAAAGUGCCUGUAGAUAAUUUUUUGUAUUAAUACAACAUAGUAGGAAAUAAACGAGUACCAUCUACAUACGAGUAUUCACAAAAUUAAAUUCCGACAGAGGGCGCUUAAAAUUUCAAAGAUGGUUGCCAAAAGUGACUCACGUAUUAAUUUAUAGGCUUGCACGUUGCCAGGAUGUGAACAGCAAACAUUUUCAACAUUUGAAAUUAUUUUUUUUUUAUUUUUAAUACCUAUCAUUGGUCUAACUUAAAUACAUUAACCUAUUUUUUAACUAUAAGAGAUUUAUUUCCUGUUUUAAUAGUUUUUUCUUCCAAACUUGGUAUGUAUGAAUUAAAAAUAACAAGUUAUUUUAAAAUCUGCAAAAAUAUACAGGGUGUCCCAUUUAAAGUAAAUAAGUUAAGGGUAUUUCCGGUGAAACCGGAAGUGGAGUAGUAACAAAAAAUAUGGCAUCAGAUGCCUUUUACGUUACUGUACUUGCUUGCAAAGUUUCAUAAAUAUUGUUCUUUUCGUUUCAAAGAUAUUUGCUUGGUUCCAUACUUUAUCCCAACUCUGUAUAGUUGCGACAUAAUUGUAUAUUUUACGUUUUUUCUUGGAAGUAUUUUUCAAUUAACUGUGAUGAAAUCCAUAAUCAUGGAUAUUUUAAAUUAAAAAUGGUGGAAGAUAUUAAAAGAGAGUUGAGCCAACGAUUUUACUUUUUUUAAUUAAUCAGUAUAGUCUCUAUUAAAUAGGAUAAGUAUGCAGCUUAAGACUCGUAGCAUGGAUCUACUAAUAAAAUCCAGAAAAAUUUUAAAAUGUAGUGUCAUAAUAGCAUUACUAAGAUGACGUAUUUAGACAAUUUGUGUUAUUCUCUUUCUGUUUGGUAUUAAUAUUCCUUUUUGUCUUGAAUUAUAUGCCCUAUUAUAACUCGAAUUUUGGCUUGAAAUAUAUUUCUCUCUAUUCCAUUCACCAACUACUUUCUUAUGAUGCUUUUGUUCUGUUCUAUUGUUCUUACCUUCUCAUAUGUGUGUGUGUGUGUUUACACUCUUUUCAUAUUUAUCCGUAUAGCAGUUGCCGCUAGGGCAUCCCUGCCAUUUCGUUCGUUGCAAUCCGUGACUGCACGCCGGGGUUUGUUUUGGUUGGAUCAGAGAGAGCAGAAUAUGUGUAUAAGUUUCGAAACCGAUAGAGGUGAUUGUUGUACUCUCUGAUUGAACUGGAAUAAUGAUGCGGCUGUAGUUUCGUGUGGCAAUGAAAUUGAAAAUGGUUAUUCAUUUUUGAUUGUCCGUUUAUAUUCAGUGUGUUUUAAUUUUGGCUGAAUUUUUAUCAUACUGAUUCCUAUUAUACUCCGGAUGGAAUUCAAUUUUACUAAAUCGAAAGCGUUUGUGUAAUCCACGAAACAGUGCAGCGUUCGUAUAUUAUGUUCGCUCGCUUUUUCUAUUAUCUGUUCUUGUGUUCAGUGUCUCCUCACGAGUGUUUCCCUGGUCCACAUCCGCAUUGUUCUUCGGCUAUCACCGAAAGUAGAAAGUUCUUUAGACGUUUAUUGAUUAUAAAUGUAGCAGGAUGUUGCUUGCAUGAUGAAUAAGGGCAAUGGUUCUGUAAUUGCUACAUACAGUUAGUAAUCCUUUGUUAUGGAUAGAGAUAAAGGUUGAUUAGCACCAUUCAUCUGUGAUACAUACCAUGUUGUACAUGUCUGGUAUUAUAUCUAUGGCAAUCUCUCCCAUUGAUUUCAGGUCUCAGCUAGUAUGCCAUCUAUCCUUGGGGCCUUUUUGUUUCUUACUUGGUUGAGAGCCUUCUUUACUCGUGUUCGUAAAAUGAUUGGUUCUGCCUUUUUGAUUGUACGUUUUUUGUGUUAUGAGACUGAAGUAUCUUUUGAUGUGUCUUUGUAUAAUUCAUAAAAAUGGAUAGUGCCAAAAUUAUCUUAGACUUAAAUAGCGUUGGUUCAACUCUGCUGUUAUAUAAACAUUACUGAAAAAGUAUUGUAUUAGAUCAGUGUUUUAAUUGAUGUUUCGUUUGUUUUUAUAGUUAAUUUUGUGAUCAUUUUAUAGAAAAAAUGCUUCUUUUAUUUUCUAUUUUAUUUUAUAACUCUUAAAAACAUGUAACUAUCAGUUGGCAGAGUUAACAAGCUCUAACAAUGACAUAUAAAGACAAUCUUGUUUAAUGAGGGUAAAAAAUUUAGACAUACUAUUUUUAAUACUUCUGUAGACUCUGACCAACUGAUAAAAUAAUCGAUUAUAGAUUAGUUAAAACUGUGUAUCCAAACGUUGUUGAAAAUAAAAGCAAUAAAAUAAU